AUGUCAUUAUUCCGCACAGCAAUGCUGCAGAGGCAGCUCUUCACUCCCGCCCGCUCUCUAUGCGUCCGCUACUCGUCUACUUCCGCAUCAGAAAACGUUGUUCUCCCCCGCCUGCAAUCCGACCUCAAGACGGCCAUGCGCGCAAAGAACAAGCCUGCACUCAACACAAUCCGUGCCCUGCAAGCCGAGAUCAUCAACGCAUCAAAGACUGCCAAGCCAAUCGAAACGGACGGAGCCCUCUACUCCCUCGUUCAAAAGCAGAUCAAAGCCUCUUCGGCCUCAAUUGAAGAGUUCCGAAAUGCUAAGAGGGAGGACCUGGUCGAGAAAGAGCAGGCGCACCUGGAUGUACUGAAGGGCUAUGCGCAGGAGAUCCCGCUAGUGGAGAACAGUGAGGUGGACGCGUUAGUCAAGAGCGUGAUCGAAAGACUGGAGGAGGGCAAGAGGAGUUUUGGUAGCGUCAUGGGUAAAGUCAUGGGUGGUCUCAAGGGGCGGCCAUUUGAUCUAGAGUAUGUCACCAAAAAGAUCCAAGAAGCUGUUGGAGCCAAAUAA
This is a messenger RNA of Alternaria incomplexa, 549 nucleotides long. It is a transcript of the gene AIM41, whose product is annotated as Altered inheritance of mitochondria protein 41 mitochondrial. Bases 1 to 549 code for a protein of 182 amino acids. NCBI's taxonomy places the organism in Eukaryota, Fungi, Ascomycota, Dothideomycetes, Pleosporales, Pleosporaceae. The transcript has a single exon. Gene Ontology annotation, cellular component: mitochondrion. The record is from RefSeq and is a predicted model, not a curated record. Gene Ontology annotation, molecular function: carbon-nitrogen ligase activity, with glutamine as amido-N-donor.